This is a messenger RNA of Camponotus floridanus (Florida carpenter ant), 2372 nucleotides long. Its product is annotated as triokinase/FMN cyclase. Gene Ontology annotation, cellular component: cytosol. The coding region runs from base 2 to 1915 and encodes 637 amino acids. The transcript has 10 exons. Lineage: Eukaryota; Metazoa; Arthropoda; Insecta; Hymenoptera; Formicidae. Gene Ontology annotation, molecular function: glycerone kinase activity. The record is from RefSeq and is a predicted model, not a curated record. Gene Ontology annotation, biological process: glycerol catabolic process.
AAUGUCAGUUCCGUCGCACCAUCCGGCUCGUAGAUCUCUGUUAUCAAACGACAGAUACGUCAUUCGAAAAGUGUUUCCGAUAACCUGCGCGAUCUUAAAGCUGAGAUCUUGCUCAUGUUCGACUCAUGUUCGAUUAGUAUUCCGUUUGAUCGCGUCGAAAAUGACAACCAAGUCCAAGAACUUGAUUAAUUCGUUAGACGAUGCCGUGUCGGAGACUUUGUCGGGAUUAUCUCACGCGUAUCCGCAAUUAGAGUAUCACGCAUCGCACGGGGUCGUAUUGUCGCCGGACUGCAGAGAUCGUAAAGAUAAAGUGGCGUUGAUUUGCGGUGGCGGCAGCGGACACGAGCCAUUUGCCGCAGGCUUUGUCGGAAGCGGUAUGUUGACAGCAUCCGUAGCAGGAUCUAUUUUUGCGGCACCACCGUCUAUACAUAUCACACACGCUCUUCAGUGUAUUGCGGAAAAUAACAAAGCUGGCAUUCUGGUAGUGGUGCCUAAUUAUACGGGCGACUGUCUGAAUUUCGGCAUAGCAAUCAAGAAGGCCCAACAAGCGGGCAUCAAGGUGGAGGAAAUAAUCGUCGGCGAUGACUGCAGCAUUCCCGCAAACGAGCAGAGCGUGGCUGGUAAACGCGGGCUGGUGGGCAUGUUAUUCAUUAUCAAAAUUGCGGGCGCUUUCGCCGAAAGGGGGCUUUCUCUACCUGAGGUAGCGGAAAUUGCACGGAGCGUUUCGCAAAACACAGCGACCUACGGAGUCGGGCUAUCCGCUUGCGCUUUACCAGGUCAAGGUCUCAUGUUCGAGCUUGCACAGGACGAGAUAGAGUGCGGAAUGGGUGUACACGGGGAGGCGGGAUACGAAAGAAUCAAGCUCGGGACCGUAUCCGUGCUGGUGACGCUAAUGCUGAAACGCAUUUGCGAGGCCUUAUCUUUGGCCGCUAAUGACUCGGUCGCGGUAAUAGUUAACAAUUUCGGUGCUUUGAGUCAAUUGGAGCAAGGGAUCAUCGUUCAUGAGAUUGUAAUUCAGCUUCGAAAUAUGAAUAUAGAGCCUGUUCGCGUUUAUUCUGGCGUUUUAAUGACAUCUUUGAAUAGCGCCGGUAUACAUGUGAGUUUGCUCAAGUUAACUGAAAGCCACGGAGCUGUAUUCAUCAAAUGUCUUGAUGAAAAAACGAUGGCACCUUGCUGGCCGGGUUGCAGCUAUAGCAUACCUUCGACUGUCACUUGCACCUCGUUUAAAGACGUGGAGAAGAAGAAAACAGAGAAAAUAGGAAUAUCUUUAAACGUAUGCGAGCAACGUUUGAUCAAAUUGUGUUUGGAAAACGCGUGUGCGGCUGUAAUCGAGCAAGAGAUGUAUCUGAAUGAGCUGGACCGCGGUUGCGGAGAUGGAGAUUGCGGUUCGACUCUGAAAAGAUUUGCCGAAGGUAUAUUGGAUAAUUUAGACAACUUAUCUUUGUCGCAUCCAGCAGCAUUGUUAUCGGAAAUAGCGAAUAUAGCGGAGGAACAUAUGGGCGGAACAUCUGGAGCUUUGUAUUGUUUAUUCUUUACGACUGGUGCAAAGGAGUUGGCUUUAUCGAAGCAAGGCGAGAAUUUGCGAGACGUUUGGUUCUGCGCAUUCCGCAGCGGAUUAAAUUGUCUAGAAAAAUAUGGAAAAGCAAAAGCUGGAGAUAGGACUAUGAUCGAUACGAUGGAUGCAGUGUAUGCGAUGUACGAGAGAAUGUUGAAAGAACAUCCGAACGAUUUUUACGAUAGAUUAGCUGCAGCGGCAUGGAAAGGAUGCGAUUCUACGAAAGAUAUGAAACCCAAAGCAGGACGAGCUAGUUACGUAAAACAAGCUCGGUACUUGACGGAAGUGGAUGCUGGUGCAUAUGCCGCAGCAAUGUGGAUUGCGGUUAUUGUGCGGACCAUUACACAAUUUAAGGAAUAAUAUAUACUCUUGUUAUCUCUUUUUUUUUAUUUAACAGUUGUAUUUCAGCAUCAUUACUAUAAACAGGAGAGAUAACAACUAAUAAUAAACAACGAUUUUAUCCUAAUUUUAUCUAAAUUGGAGAAUUAAUUAGUAAUUAUAUUGCUUUUCCUAUACUGUUCAGGGAUAUCGAUACCAAGCCAACUAUAUUUUUUAUAUUAGAUACUGUUGAUUGUAUAAAGUAAAAAUAUACAUGUUUCUGUCUAUAAAUACAAUAGAAAGAACGCUUUUUUUUCACUACAUGUUUGAGUGUUCAUAACUGAAGUUCAUAAGAUGUAGAGUUUAUUUCAGACUUAAACGUGUGAUAAUUUGCGCUAUAUUUGGCAGUAUUUUGCCGAUUAAUCGGAUUAUGAAUCUGUUCGCAUUUUGCCCCAGCUUCCUCGAAGUCACAAAUAGAUUAAAUUUUAUCUUAUUUUAU